Messenger RNA from Phoenix dactylifera (date palm), 1338 nucleotides. The record is from RefSeq and is a predicted model, not a curated record. Lineage: Eukaryota; Viridiplantae; Streptophyta; Magnoliopsida; Arecales; Arecaceae.
UCGGGUUCCAUUUUUCCACUUUUUCUAUUUAUUUUCUUUAAGCCUAUUUCUGCCUAUUAUUUGUUGAAGUAGAGUAUUAUAGAUUUAAAAUUUUCUAGGACAGUUUAUUCCCAACAUUCUUGAAGUAGAUUAUUCCUACAUAUAAUAGGCUAGUACUUAGAGUUACCCCAAUGGCCAAUGCAAGUGACCCGGUUCCUCCUGAAAAAUUUAAUGGAAAUAACUUUAAGCGUUGGAGACAGAAGAUAGAAAUCUUCUUAACCACACUUGGGUUAUUUUCCAUAAUCUUUGACUCUCCUCCAAAUGAGGAAGAGAAUGAACCAGCUAGAACUUGUAAUUUGGAGGAAUUUAAGAAGAAAGACUACCUGUGUAGGGGAAGGAUUCUGUCCUAUCUUACUGAUUCCCUUUUUGAUGUCUACUGCACUUUUAAAACCUCCAAGGAGAUUUGGGAUGAUCUUAAUAAGAAAUAUGGUAUCCAAGAUGCCGGAAUGGACAAGUAUGCUGCUAGUCAAUUCCUGUCUUAUAAGAUGGUUGACACCAAGCCCGUAGUUGACCAAGCCCAUGAGUUAACAGUGAUUUGUCAUGAAUUAGGCUUAAGGGGAAUGGGUAUAACUGAGAGCCUUCAAGUUGCUUGUACCAUUGACAAACUUCCACCUUCUUGGAAAGACUUUGGAUUAUCCCUGAAACAUAAAAUCGAGGAUAUGACAAUGAAAACUCUAUUGUCUGCCAUUAGGAUCCAAGAACAACACCUUGAGAAAGAUAAUGAGCAACUCAUGAAUCCCGAGCUUCUAACCAAGGUGAACUUUGUAGAAGGCCAGAAUAAGACCCAUAAGUUCAAGAACUCCAAAUUUGAAAAGGGUGGACCUAGAAACAAAAGAAAACCUAUGAAGCCAAAACACCAUAUCAAUAAGAAUGAUCGGAAGCCGAUUUGCUACAAUUGUGGGAAACUCGGUCAUAUGGCUUGAGUAUGCCGGAUGAAGAGGAAGAAGUAUCAGAACUAUGAAUAUGCGCCUUCUCAACCCGUAAAUCCACAAACCAACAUGGUGCUAUCCAGUACUGGUCCUACUAGUACUGAUGAUCGGUCCGGAACGGCCUAACAGUAACUAUGGGGAACUCCACCUCGGCAUGAGUGCUUGGAAUUGGAAAAGUACUUCUAAGGCUUACGUCUGGAAAUGUGCUUACACUAUUUAAUGUGUACCAUGUGCCCGAUGGAAGGAGGAAUCUGAUCAGUGGAUCUCUUCUAAAUAGGAGUGGUUAUUCUUUGUUAUUUCAAUCUAAGAAAGUGAUUAUAACAAAGAAUGAAACAUUUGUAGGCAAAGGCUAUGAGUGUGAUGGCUUGUA